AUGAGAAUCGCCAUCACAGGUGCCCGCGGCACCGUCGGACGCGCUGUGGUCAAAAUCGCCUCGGACCAAGGCCACUCCACGGUUCAGGUCAACCGCACCGACCAGGAGUAUGACGGUACGCCCAACUCGGAGAUGAGGACCGCCGACACAGCCAGCGAUUACGAAGCGACCGUGAAAGCGUUCAAAGGAUGUGACGCGAUCAUCCACCUCGCAGCUAUCCCCGACCCGGUCGACAAGGACGACCACAAGGUGCACAACAACAACGUGAACUCCGCCUUUAACGGAUUCCUCGCUGCCGGAGAACUAGGCAUCAAACGCUUCUGCUAUGCGUCAUCCGUCAAUGCCAUCGGGCUCGAGUACGCCACGAAACCGCUCGAAUUCGAAUACUUCCCGGUAGAUGAGGAAGUCACACCCCGCCCAACGGAUUCAUAUGCUCUUGCGAAGGAAGAGGCCGAGACUCAGGCGAAGACAUUUGUGAGGUGGUUCCCUGGGACGAAGAUCGCGUGUAUGCGUAUCCAUGCCGUGGCGUCUCGGGCGGAGGCGCAGAAGGGACACAAGGAGAACUGGGAUGACUCGGCUGUGAAGAGUCUGUGGGGGUGGGUGAAUCCGGAGGAAACGGCAAGAGCCUGUUUGCUGGCAGUCGAAAAGAGCGACAAUCUCAAGGGAUGCGAGAUAUUCAAUGUUGUUGCGCCUACGACUACGCAGGACACGCCGUCACAUGAGUUGGCGAAGAAAUACUAUCCCAAGGUCGAGAUCCGGGGCGACCUUUCGGGGAACCGGUCGUUUUUCACAUCUGACAAGGCACGCAAGCUUCUAGGAUGGGUACAUGAGGAGAAUUGA
Aspergillus heteromorphus CBS 117.55 is the source of this 840-nucleotide messenger RNA. Its product is annotated as NAD-dependent epimerase/dehydratase family protein. The record is from RefSeq and is a predicted model, not a curated record. Lineage: Eukaryota; Fungi; Ascomycota; Eurotiomycetes; Eurotiales; Aspergillaceae. Bases 1 to 840 code for a protein of 279 amino acids. The transcript has a single exon.